This is a messenger RNA of Sordaria macrospora k-hell, 657 nucleotides long. The record is from RefSeq and is a predicted model, not a curated record. NCBI's taxonomy places the organism in Eukaryota, Fungi, Ascomycota, Sordariomycetes, Sordariales, Sordariaceae.
AUGACGCGCCCCAAGAAAUCGCCCAUCCUCCUGCUCGAUGGCACCGGCGUGGUCCCCUCCCGCAUUGCCCGCCGACUCUUCUUCUCGGCCUCGUCCGAAAAGCACCCCUUGUUGAUUGCCUCGACGCCCGGAUUAGACCCUAACGGUGUCAAAUUCAACCUUUACGAUCCCACCACCUGGGAGAACCCCUUCAUCCGUGCUCAGGAGCUGUUUGGCAUAGGCUCGGAGAUGGAGAGCGAUGACAUGAAAGUCAAAUGCGGGUCGAGUCGCAAGGAGACAUUAGAGGAGAGCAUGGAAGGAGAGGGGGAGACGACUGGGCCUGUGGAGGACACUUUGGAAAAGGAGGACAAGAGCGAAACACCUACAGGGCUGGAUACGGACUUGCAACAAUUCGCCGCCACAAGCGGCCCCUCUACCUCGACAAAACAACAACAACAACAACAACAACCUCAAGCCCACCAGUCAGAAGAAACCGACGAGAAGCCCGUCAUGAUUCACUCCAUCUACCUCACAGCUCCCAACAACCCCCCUUCCAACGUCCACGUUCACUCCCACUCUUCCCGCACAUCUUCCCUCGCCGCCGAAGACGAGCAGCAGCAGAGAGCGCCCCUCCCCUUCCCCCUCCCAGCAAGCAUCGCUGCUCAUGCAAUUCAUUGA